This is a messenger RNA of Mya arenaria, 2170 nucleotides long. Its product is annotated as kyphoscoliosis peptidase-like. The record is from RefSeq and is a predicted model, not a curated record. Lineage: Eukaryota; Metazoa; Mollusca; Bivalvia; Myida; Myidae. The transcript has 4 exons. The coding region runs from base 142 to 1452 and encodes 436 amino acids.
CAGGCUUAAGUUUUUCUGUCAAUCAUUAAACACGUACCUGGUUUCGUUAUCUAUAGAGGUAUACUGACAAAGGAGAGAGGUAACAUCGUUUCAUCGGUUGCAGUAGUCAAAGAACCUGUUUACUGAGGUUUUAUUAGGAAAAUGGGAUGUGUGUCAAGUUCUCUAGAAAAGUACGCAGCUAAAGACAAUGAAGAAAUAAUAACGAAUAAUAUAGAAGAGACAACCGGGAAGGAGUAUGAGGAAAUCGACCAACAUGCAAAAAAGGCACCGAGCCGAGCGAGGAACUCGGUAGACGAACUGGUCCAGUAUAUGAUGAGACAAACAAAAGAUCAUCGCUUACUGACCAGAGGGUUCUUUGUAUGGAUUGCAGAAAAUAUAAGAUAUGAUCUUGAUGGGUUGUUGGGCAGACAGGCCCGGGCUCCGAACGACGUAGCGUCUGUAAUGAGAACCGGCUUGAGUGUGUGUGAAGGGUAUGCAAACGUCAUGGAGGCUCUUUGCAAGGUUGCAAGGAUAGAGGUUAAAAAGCUGUCCGGUUAUUCAAAGGGAGUUGGAUAUAGUGGUGAUGUACCUAUCACGACCUCCCAAUCCACCAGUCAUGCAUGGAAUGCAGUAAACCUCGCAGGGAAGUGGUACCUCCUUGACAGUACAUGGGGCGCUGGGCAAACUAAAGGGCAAACUUAUGUCAAACAAUUCAACGAACUCUACUUUCUUACUGACCCCGCUCAGUUUGCGAAUGAUCAUUUCCCUUACAUGGACAAUAACAUGGAAGAAAGCAUGAAGUGGCAGCUCUUAAAGAAUCCGAUAUCUCUUGAAGAGUUCAACAAGAAUGUUCAUCUAAAGUCUCCUGCCUUCAGCCUAGGAGUCGUGCCGAUCAGCCACAAGAAAGGGUUCUUUGAGAUGAGUGGUGAAACAAAGCUAAAAUUCAAGUGGAAGAAAGAACCACUACAUUUUUCUGCCGAUCUUCACCACAUUGAAGAAAACAUCAUUCGAAUAAUUAAGGAUAAGACUUUAGCGACGGUUGAAAACGGUGUCUGCACAAUAACUAUUCACCCGCCACAAACUGGAAAAUACGAACUGAACAUAUUUGCGAAGAAAAGAAGUGAUGAUGGAAACUCUCUUCAACAAGUGGCAGUCUACUAUUUGAGAUGUAAGUCUGUCAAAGAAAGCGAGUUUGCCUUUCCAAAAGUUUAUUCUUCAAGGCACAUGCACGGAUGCAAAAUGAUAAAACCAAAGAAUGCCAAGCUUCCAGCCAACAGCAUGGUCGACUUUGAGAUCCUUGCUCCACAUCUUGAAAUGGUCAGCGUCAACGAGCAAAUGUUGCAAAAGCAGGGGUCAACCUUCAAAGGGAAAAUAAAAACGGGAGACAAAGGAUACCAGUUUAAUGUCAGUGCCGCUGUUACAGAAGGAAACACUACUACAUUUGAGGGAAUGUUUCAAUAUUAUACAGCAUAGACAUUCGGACAUUUGCAUGUUUUUUCAAUAAAACGGAUCUUUUUGAAAAUAAAUGUACUGUGAAUGAUAUUUACGAAUAUAAGACAUAACAUAGUUUCAAUAUAUACAACAAACGUGAAGACCAAAUUAUUCUGGGUCAUGUAUAUGUAUAUGUAAUAAAAUAUGGCAUAGUCCCGGACUACAUGGGAGACAAUUUUAUCUCCCAAGGCACUGUACACACACAGAGGACAAAGCUAAAUCAGAAAGGAGCUUUUUCUGUUGCAACAGUCAAAGGUUUUGGGUUAAAGUCCUUCUUUUUUCUGGUAAUUCCCUACAGAACAAAUUAAAAUGUUAGACUUUUAAUGAAAAAUUGCCGGUAUUUUUAUAUAAUGAAUUGAUAAUAUAUAUAUUAUUUUUUUCAUUUAUUUGUUCAAAGAUGUUCAGUAUCGAAACUAUUUCAACUAAAGCUCGCAAUUUAUUAGUACUAGAUACUACAAUAUCCAUACUAUAAUGUGAUAAUUAAAUAUAUAUAUAUUGCAAAACUUAUAACGUAUUAUGUAAAGUUACUGUGAUACAACUACUACACUAUUUAUUUUAAUGCAUUAGGAUUUACUUUUAAUAUACGUGUGCAAUUUUAAUGAAAUCCAUAUAAUUAUAUCAAUUAUGCAAUGCCUCUUUAUGUCAUGCCGCGAAAACAAAGGACCACAAUGGAAAUAAAACUUUCCUCUUUUUUUGUGUA